Messenger RNA from Meloidogyne enterolobii, 1188 nucleotides. NCBI's taxonomy places the organism in Eukaryota, Metazoa, Nematoda, Chromadorea, Rhabditida, Meloidogynidae. The record is from the annotation of a GenBank genome assembly.
UCUAUCAAAGUUCAAAAGAAGAGAAGAAACUUUAAUGAUUCAGAAAAUGCCAAAAACAGUCCUGUUCAAAGAAGAUGGAUAAAGAAGAUUACAAUUCCCGAUGUUCUUUUAAUUUUGCUACUUCAAUUCAUUUGGAUUUUGCCAUUGCAAACUAUCUAGAACGUUGCUUACUUCCUCUUCGAAUUUAUUGCUACACCGAUCCUGAUCUUUUAGCUGUUCGUCGAGCUUUAAGAUCCUCAACUGAAGAUUGUGCUGCCUACUUUUUUGCACAGAAUAAUGGGAAAGACAAUGAACGUUUUAUCGACAACGCCGGUGAUCGUGACAUACAAAAUGGUUUUUCAUUUUGCAAUUCGAACAAAUCGAUUAGCACUUUACUUCAUCCAUGGCGAAGCAAUUUGGACGAUCCGAACUUGAAGAGAGUUGUUGUGAUUCGAACAGCUCCUCGCGCUUUAGAAUACCGCAAAUUUAUACGAGCCUCAUGGAAAACAGCAGUAGAACAACACAGUGAUGGUCCUGUUAUUUUUGUAACGGGUCGAGACGUAACUGAAUUGUCUUCAGAGAGUAGAGAACAUGGCGACAUUCUUCAAAUGGAUUUUGAAGACUCCUACAGGAAUUUAUCUACUAAAAUGAUGGGAAUUUAUAGUUAUUUUACUGCUCACGCAAAUAUUCAACAAAUUGUGGUUAUUAACGAUGAUACAAUUGUGAAUGCUACAGCAUUGAAUGUUUUAUUUCAUCAGAUUGAACACUGGCAAAAUACUUCAACUUCCCCUGAUGAUAAACGCUAUUUGAUUGGAAAAGUUUCUCGUGGAUAUCCUCGGCUGGUUUUUCCAUGGUUGCCUUGGUAUGUCUCUGCUGAACAAUAUCCUCACAAAUGCUAUCCACCGUUUGUUCAAGGUUCAAGUUUUAUCAUUUCCCGCGAUGCUGCUGUAGACAUUCUUCAACGUAUUUGUGAUUUUCCAUGGAGGCAUGUUCACUUGGAUGAUGUUCAAAUGGGAAUUGUUACAAAAUGUUUGGGAAUAAAUAAUUUUCAUCGAGAAGGUUUUGAUGUUGGGCACGGAUUGGAUCAAUUUACUGUUUUCCAUUAUCAGUUUUCUCGAUACCCUGCCAGUCUUUUGAUGGAAAUGUUCAAAACUGUUCGUCAUUUAAUCUCUUGUUAAAUUUUUGUGGAUGUAUUAUCAAGCCUGCUUC